CGGUAGUUAGUUCCCUACUCACCCCCGUACAUUCCGGUACACGCAAGUCAACAUACAUAACAUUCAGUUCUACAUCCGUACAUACCAAAACACACACAAAUCUACACCCACGCCGUUUCGAGUGCAUAAUAAACGAUCUGUAUAUAUCAUCUAUACUGUGCCUCUUCAUUUCGGGACGCUCCGGGACCGAGGACUUAUCUGCAGCGACGGAAGCCGCCCUCCUACAAACACUUGUGGAAAAUUUAUUGAUAAAUUUGAUAAAACUAUUGUUUUAACGCUGAGUGUUCUAACUAGUUGGUAAUAUCAAAUAGAAUAGCAAAAUCGUGGAAAUUUUUUUAAAAUUUUCGGUAUAUUUUUAAAAUGAGAAGAUCUAUUUUGAUAUAUUUCGUAUUUUAUCGAUAGAUCCCCGGAAAACACAGUGUGUCCUUAUUGUUUAUUGUUGUUGUGUGUUGAAAUUAUAAUGUCAAACGUAGGCAAAAUUCGACUUAAAUCCUUUGUCGAGCUUCAAGCUUCGACCGACAUAAACGUAGGCUUAGCUAAAUCGGUCAAAGUCGAUGAGAAAACACCUGAGAAGGAAAAAGCGGGAAAAACUACUAGUGCUACAACUACGAGAAAAACCAAAGCGGAUGUGAAGCAACAUAAUGCUCUCAUCGUAACCAAUACUACUGUCAAACGUUCCUCUAAGAAAACGCCCCUGCCUGGACAAUUGCGCAUCGAUUCAUUCUUCAAAAGUAACUCAAAAAGCUUUAAAGUGGAGAACACAGCACAGACGUCGCAAAGGAAGAUUGCGCCAAAGUCGCACAAAGGACGCAAGCGCUUGUUUGACGAGAAGCCUACCACAACGUCCAGUGAUAUGAAGCCGCAAGUCAAUAAGCGUGUCCAGCCGCCGCGCAGGUCAAAGGGCAAGGAGAAUACAAGCAUGACCGAGGCAAAUAUUGAUCUCUGCUCAGAGUCGGAGUCCGGCGAGUCUGACGACAUGAAAAGCGUCAAGAUGGAACCGCCACCAGAACCUAAAAGCCCCAAAGUUCCACGGAUAGCAAACGAGCCAUGUCCACCUUCGCCAAUGGCUUCAAAUCCCAGUGAAUUAUUUCUUGGAGAUGUUUCCAUUAAAGAAAAUCUGCUCAGUCAGUCCUCGCCAUCCGCCACAAAAAGUACCAGCACUGCAGAUGCUUCGUCUGAGAAAAGUGUCUCCACAGGACGUAAGAAGAGGGCACCCAAACCUUGUCCGCCCUAUAAAGUCGUUGAGGGCACACACUUUUGUGUCGAUGGCUUCCAGUUUGGCGCCAUACCCGGAGUGACAAAUUAUUUCCUAAGCCACUACCAUGCAGACCAUUAUAUUGGUCUAACCAAGGGGUUUGCAUUUCCACUCUUCAUGAGCCCCACAACGGCUCGCCUGGUGCGGGCCUUCAUAAAAAUAGAUGACAUGUACAUCCAUGAGAUUGAUGUGGAUCAGACAAUCGUGGUGGAAAACAUCGAGAUCACCGGCAUAGAGGCAAAUCAUUGUCCGGGCGCUCUUAUGUUCUUCUUUAGGCUGCCCUCUGGGCAGUGCAUUCUUCAUACGGGCGAUUUUCGUGCCAGCUUCGAAAUGGAAUCUCUACCGAUAUUUUGGAACAACAUCGAUAUUGAUCUGCUCUAUUUGGACACGACAUAUCUAUCUGAAAGCUACGAUUUUUGCCACCAGACUGAAAGUGUCAGUCGUUUGUUGCAUUUGGUGCAUAACUUUCAUGAAAGGAACCCCGGAAAACGCAUACUUUAUGUUUGCGGUGCCUAUGUGAUAGGAAAGGAAAAAAUCUGGCUGGCUUUGGCCAAAAAAUUCUCUUUGAAUGUCUGGACGGAGGCGCAUCGUCGCGUUGCCAUAGAUUGCCUGGAGUGGCCGGAACUGCAAACGCGCAUGACUGCCGAUCCAUACCAAGCCAAUUUGCAUGUCAUAGCCUUGGGAAAAGUUAGCUACUUGCAUUUGGCAGAGUACUUCACACAAUUCGAAGAUCAAUACGACAUGCUGCUGGCCAUUCGUCCCAGCGGUUGGGAGAAGAACAGCAAGCCCUCCUAUGGGAAGCGCAUCAGCACCAUUGGCAUCGAGUAUUCAGAGCAUUCCAGCUACAAGGAGCUAGAGCGCUUUGUGCGCUUCCUCAAGCCCAAGCGGGUUAUCAGCACGGUUCCGGUGGGCGGUGAUCUCUGCGUAACUGGAAAGGUGCCACCCAAAUGGCAUAAUUUCAAAGGACGUCUAUCUAUGAUGCCUAGAGGAUAUCAACCAUCAAUAUCGACGUUUUUUGCCACACCCAAACGUACCAUUCCGCCAUUCAAAAGAUCAGGAACCGAAAUGGCAUUGAGUCCAGUGGAUGAAAAGGAAUCUGAUGGGGGGGAAGGUAUGGUACCUGAUCAUGUAACCAUUUCAUCUAGCACCUCGGAAGAAGUCCGAGAUAAACCGACAGAAGAAGCACAAGAUGAAGCCCGCAAAGUAGCUGCUGACAAGAGCAAAAGUCCGGUCAAGUCGAAGUCCAGUAAGGGUAAUUCAUCCAUACUCUUAGGAAUAACCUCAGAUGCAUCCGAUGAUUGGCUCCGAUGACUCCUUAGAGUUUCCCUCAAUAUCUUAGUUAUUAGAAAAUUUUGUUCUGUAAUUAAGUAAUUGCUUUUUCUGUUCUCAGGAAAGUUUUUUCUAUUCAGGGGAGUGAUCAUUAUAGAGUACAC
Drosophila subobscura is the source of this 2688-nucleotide messenger RNA. It is a transcript of the gene Snm1, whose product is annotated as DNA cross-link repair 1A protein. The record is from RefSeq and is a predicted model, not a curated record. NCBI's taxonomy places the organism in Eukaryota, Metazoa, Arthropoda, Insecta, Diptera, Drosophilidae. Gene Ontology annotation, biological process: double-strand break repair via nonhomologous end joining; interstrand cross-link repair; protection from non-homologous end joining at telomere. Gene Ontology annotation, molecular function: 5'-3' DNA exonuclease activity; damaged DNA binding. The coding region runs from base 461 to 2566 and encodes 701 amino acids. The transcript has 4 exons.